AUGGCGGUGGCCCCUCAUGAAAUGGAGUUUGAUGCCACUUCUGUAGAUGCUAAGACAUUGGACUGGGAAAAGAAGGAACAGAUUGAAAAUGUAACAAUCAGCUCUCGUGAUGUGGUUCAGACUGGUGCCAGCACACCCCAAUGGAACCCAAAUCGGACACUGAAGGUUAAGGAUUUAAGUAAUAAAAACAUCUUUUUCUUGUUUCUAGGUUUUUUGAGUACUGGGGACCAGGCGGCGAAAGGCAAUUAUGGAUUGCUUGACCAAAUCCAGGCUUUACGAUGGAUUGAAGAAAACAUUGGAUCCUUUGGAGGGGAUCCAAAAAGAGUUACUAUCUUUGGCUCAGGAGCGGGAGCAUCUUGUGUUAGCCUCUUGACCUUGUCUCACUAUUCAGAAGGUCUGUUCCAAAAGGCAAUCAUACAGAGUGGAACAGCCCUGUCCAGCUGGGCAGUGAACUACCAGCCUGCCAAGUACACUCGGAUAUUGGCAGAUAAAGUGGGCUGCAACAUGCUGGAUACCACUGACAUGGUUGAAUGCCUUCGGAAUAAGAACUACAAAGAACUCAUUCAACAGACCAUUACUCCAGCCACAUACCACAUUGCCUUCGGGCCCGUGAUAGAUGGUGAUGUAAUUCCAGAUGACCCUCAGAUUCUAAUGGAGCAGGGGGAGUUCCUAAACUAUGACAUAAUGCUUGGCGUGAACCAAGGGGAAGGCUUAAAGUUUGUUGAUGGUAUUGUUGACAAUGAGGAUGGCGUUUCUCCAAAUGAUUUUGACUUCUCUGUCUCCAACUUUGUGGACAAUCUGUAUGGUUAUCCAGAAGGAAAAGACACCCUCCGGGAGACAAUAAAAUUCAUGUACACUGAUUGGGCGGAUAAAGAAAACCCUGAAACUCGAAGGAAGACCUUGGUUGCCCUUUUUACUGAUCAUCAAUGGGUUGCUCCUGCUGUUGCCACAGCUGACCUACAUGCCCAGUAUGGCUCCCCAACAUACUUCUAUGCAUUCUACCACCAUUGCCAAAGUGAAAUGAAACCAAGCUGGGCUGAUUCAGCCCAUGGCGAUGAAGUUCCAUAUGUUUUUGGCAUUCCCAUGAUUGGUCCUACUGAACUCUUCAGCUGUAACUUCUCCAAGAAUGAUGUCAUGCUUAGUGCAGUGGUUAUGACAUACUGGACAAACUUCGCCAAAACUGGUGAUCCAAAUCAGCCAGUCCCACAAGACACCAAGUUUAUACACACAAAGCCCAAUCGUUUUGAAGAAGUCGCCUGGUCCAAGUAUAACCCCAAAGACCAGCUUUAUCUACACAUCGGUCUGAAACCUCGGGUAAGGGAUCACUAUCGAGCAACCAAAGUCGCUUUCUGGUUGGAACUUGUACCUCAUUUACACAACCUGAAUGAAAUUUUUCAGUACGUUUCCACAACAACAAAAGUCCCUCCUCCAGACAUGACAUCAUUUCCUUAUGGUACUCGCCGUUCUCCUGCAAAAAUCUGGCCAACUACCAAACGUCCAGCCAUCACACCUGCCAAUAAUCCUAAACAUUCAAAGGACCCUCAUAAAACAAAUCCAGAGGAUACAACUGUUCUGAUUGAAACAAAACGAGAUUAUUCCACGGAGUUAAGUGUCACCAUUGCAGUGGGAGCAUCCUUAUUAUUCCUCAAUAUUUUGGCUUUUGCCGCCUUGUACUACAAAAAGGAUAAAAGACGCCAUGAAACACAUAGGCGUCCCAGUCCUCAAAGAAAUACAACAAAUGAUAUCGCUCACAUACAAAAUGAAGAAAUCAUGUCCUUACAGAUGAAGCAGUUGGAGCAUGAUCACGAGUGUGAGUCUUUACAGGCACAUGAUACCCUGAGACUAACUUGCCCACCUGACUAUACCCUUACUCUGAGAAGAUCCCCAGAUGACAUUCCGCUAAUGACACCCAACACCAUAACCAUGAUUCCCAACACAUUAACAGGAAUGCAGCCUUUGCAUACUUUCAACACCUUCAGUGGAGGACAAAACAGUACUAAUUUACCCCAUGGACAUUCAACCACUAGGGUAUAGCUCUGCCAUUACCUUCCCCUCCCUUACUCUCCUUCCCUCAGCAACAUGGAAGAAAGAAAAAGAAAAAAAAAAGGAAUGUUUUUCAUCAAGCAGACUUCAGAUAAAAGGAGAAAGGGCAGUCAUUAUUUUCUUACUGACCCUUUUCAAAGGAACUUUCCUGUAUUAAAAAGAUCAACUUCAAACCCUGUGAAAUGUGAAACGUGUACAUUGCUGUUACAAUACUGCUUUAAGAUCCCAACCACUUCAGUGAAAGUUUAAUGUGUAUAGGACAGAAGAAUAGCCGCUUCAAAGACCUGGAUGUUUUCAUUGUAAGAAAUGGAAGCUGAAUCUUCUGGAACACAGCCAAGUGACUCAACCAUUUUUUUAAAAAUAAAAUUGA
Molecule: messenger RNA, 2413 nt
Organism: Trichosurus vulpecula (common brushtail)
Lineage: Eukaryota; Metazoa; Chordata; Mammalia; Diprotodontia; Phalangeridae
Product: neuroligin-4, X-linked
Exons: 6
Coding region: 1-2034 (677 amino acids)
Biological process (GO): synaptic vesicle endocytosis; neuron cell-cell adhesion; postsynaptic membrane assembly
Cellular component (GO): postsynaptic specialization membrane; synapse; cell surface
Molecular function (GO): signaling receptor activity; neurexin family protein binding
Source: RefSeq, a predicted model, not a curated record